AUGUUGCUUCACCUUUCACUGAUAUGGAGCUUGCUCACAGUUUCAUGUCUGACCUCACCUGUCGACAAUCCUCAUGUUGUGCAUGAAAAGAGAGACAGCAUCCCGUAUGGCUGGCUCAAAAGGAGCCAGCUAGAUGGGCGGAUGAUCCUACCCAUGAAGGUUGCUCUGGCCCAGAACAAUCUGGACAAAGCUCACGACUGGUUGAUGGACGUGUCCCAUCCAGCGUCGAACAAAUAUGGCAAGCACUGGUCUGCUGAAGAUAUCGCCAAGACUUUCGCUCCUAGGUGUGUAUUGUAUGAAUCUAAUGUCAACAGUAUCACUGAUUGUAGAUAGCUCCGAGAAUGUGCAGGCCGUGAAGGCUUGGCUUGCCUCCGCUGGGAUCUCUCACGACCGGAUUGAACAGACCCAAAGUCUUGGCUGGUUGAAGUUCGAUGCCACUGUCGAUGAGGCCGAGAGUCUUCUCCAUACGAAAUACCACGUUUACGAGCAUCGGGGGACCGGUCAGCAGCAUGUUGCCUGCGAAGAGUAUAGUAUCCCUCAAUCUAUGAGGGAGAGAGUCGACUUUGUGACGCCUACAGUGGUGAGUAAGAGUUGAGCAACAGACCACAGCAUCUUCGCAUUUUAGAAGGUUGUCUCGACCGCUGCUACCGCUGGAAUGGCGAUAUUCGACUCGCUGUGACCCUGGCUUCUGCUGGGACAGUCGGACAGACAACAACUUUUGGCUGUGGAAAGACGCUCCGGUUUGAACAUGAUCUGACUGUUCACAGCAUUUCGAUGCUAAGCUUAAGCCACGAGAUGAUUCCAAAAUGGACAAGCGAGAGAUAAGUCCUGGUACGUACCUGUCACCUUCAAAGUAUACGAAUCGGUUGUUAACGUUCACAGGUGUGGACAGGUCCCUUGGUCAACCAGGCUCAGGAUCUCUUCCCAAGCUCAACCGCUUUUUGCCCUACAGCGACAUCGUUAAACAACUGCAGGACUGCGAUUUACAGAUUACGCCAUGGUGUUUGCGUGCGCUAUAUGACUUUCCUCCAGGCUUUUCGGCAAACUCAAAGAACAGCUACGGUAUCGUUGAAUAUACGCCCCAGGCUUACGUCCCCUCGGACCUGGAUUUGUUCUUCAGAAACUUCAGCACCAAGCAAGUUGGACAAAGGCCGAUGUUUGAUUCGGUUGACGGCGGCUUUCUUUACAACGAGACCAUGAGCUUCGACUACAACGGUGAAAGCAAUUUGGACUUGGAGUAUGCCAUGUCUCUGGUCUAUCCCCAGAACGUUACACUCUACCAGGUCGGUGAUGCUGUGGAAGGUGGCUCGUUCAAUGACUUCCUAGAUGCGAUUGACGGAUCGUACUGCACUUACGAUGGAGGUGAUGACUCAACCCAGGAUGCAGUGUAUCCUGAUCCCUACUGUGACGAGGACCCUGGAGAAGUGUGUUAUACAGGCCCGAAGGACUGCGGCGGCUUUGCAGCUACGAAAGUCAUCAGCACCUCGUACAGCUACAAUGAGCACGAUCUCACGCCUUUCUAUGAGAUGAGACAAUGUCAGGAAUACAUGAAGCUGGGAAUGAUGGGCGUUUCCGUCUUGUAUUCCAGUGGUGAUUACGGAGUCGCUGGCAAUAGCGGUCAGUGCAUCAACGGAACAGGCGAAGAUGCGCCAUACAACAAUGGGACUACCGGGAGAUUCAAUCCUUCCUUCCCCGGUACAUGGUGAGUCCAGAUUCGUCUCACUCUUGUACAGCACAAAUGCUCAUGGAGUUUCAGCCCAUACAUCACCUCGGUCGGCGCCACGCAGGUCAUCCCCGGAACGGAUAUCAUAGCCACUCGAACAGAGCCAGAGCAGGCUUGUGAGACUGUCAUUUACUCAGGCGGCGGCUUCAGCAAUGUCUUUCCACUGCCAGACUACCAAUCCAGUGCUGUUAAGUCCUGGUUCGAGAACCACCCACCACCAUAUGGAGCCGAUCGUUUCAACAACAGCCAGGUACGUAUCAGAAGCGCAAGAAUCUAUCGCCAAUACAUCCCCCACGUGCAAGGCAUCAGGCAACAUCCCAGCUUGCUAUUCUGCUUCACACUGCCUGAGACCAUUCCAAUGACUUUCUGCCAGCAAACCCGUGGCUUCCCAGACAUCUCGGCCAACGGCGCCAACUACGUCGUCGCCAUCGACGGACAAUGGGCUCUUGUCUACGGAACUUCUGCCUCAUCGCCAACUCUGGGCAGCGUGCUGACGCUCAUCAACGAGGCCCGUUACAAUGCCGGGAAGAGUUCAAUUGGCUUUGUGAACCCAGUCGCGUAUGAGCAUCCCGAGGUCUUCAACGACAUCACCCAAGGUGGAAAUCAAGGCUGUGGUACUCCGGGCUUUACUGCUGUGAGCGGUUGGGAUCCUGUCACAGGACUGGGCACGCCGAAUUAUCCGAAAAUGUUGGCGUUGUGGCUUGGCUUGGAUUGA
This is a messenger RNA of Lecanosticta acicola, 2438 nucleotides long. The record is from the annotation of a GenBank genome assembly. NCBI's taxonomy places the organism in Eukaryota, Fungi, Ascomycota, Dothideomycetes, Mycosphaerellales, Mycosphaerellaceae.